Notothenia coriiceps (black rockcod) is the source of this 2272-nucleotide messenger RNA. RefSeq names its product elongation of very long chain fatty acids protein 4-like. Gene Ontology annotation, cellular component: endoplasmic reticulum membrane. Gene Ontology annotation, molecular function: fatty acid elongase activity. The transcript has 4 exons. Lineage: Eukaryota; Metazoa; Chordata; Actinopteri; Perciformes; Nototheniidae. The record is from RefSeq and is a predicted model, not a curated record. Bases 1 to 684 code for a protein of 227 amino acids. Gene Ontology annotation, biological process: fatty acid elongation, saturated fatty acid; sphingolipid biosynthetic process; very long-chain fatty acid biosynthetic process.
AUGUCUCUUAUACUACCCUACCUACAGGGCCAGGCCAGCCGUGCGUCGGGAACCUGCUGCCUGGUGGCAGGGGCUCUGUGGUGGUAUUUCGUUUCUAAGGGCGUUGAGUAUCUGGACACAGUGUUUUUCAUUCUGAGGAAGAAAUUCAACCAGGUUACUUUCCUGCACGUUUACCACCACUGCACCAUGUUCACGCUCUGGUGGAUCGGCAUCAAAUGGGUGGCAGGAGGACAGUCGUUCUUUGGAGCACACAUGAACGCAGCAAUCCACGUCUUAAUGUACCUGUAUUAUGGCCUGGCCUCCUGCGGACCUAAGAUCCAAAAGUACCUGUGGUGGAAGAAAUACUUGACCAUCGUCCAGAUGAUCCAGUUCCACGUCACCAUCGGCCACACAGCCCUGUCUCUCUACGUCGACUGCGACUUCCCUCACUGGAUGCAUUACUCCCUCAUCUGCUACGCCAUCACCUUCAUCGUCCUCUUCGGGAACUUUUACUACCAGACCUACCGCCGCCAGCUGCCUAGGCGCGACGCCUCCUUUUCCAAAGCAGGGAAGGCCCUCUCUAACGGGAGCCUCAACGGGCUCAGCAAGGCCGCCAACGGAGCCAUGGUGUUGGGGAACAAAGAGGAGAAAACCCAGGAGAGCUCUGGGAGGAGAAAGAGGAAAGGAAGAGCUAAAAGAGAUUAGAGGAAGAGGAGCGAGAGAGGUAGAGGUGAGGUAGGGCCUUGCUAUGGGUUCUAGGUUGAUUGUGCUAAAACACGAGAGACUUAAUGUGAGGAAGAUAGAUGGAUGGAUGCGUUAGGAUGUGUUUAUUUAAGCCAUGAUCUAAGUUGUCGUAGAUAAAAUAUGAGACAUGCUUGUGUUGAGAGGAUUGUUUUGUUAGUAAGAGGUGUCAAAGGUCAUGCCCAAGGUUAUAAUAACGCAAAAUACAGUAGUGUAAGGUAGGGGAUAGAUCUUAGCAUUCCCCCUCUUUAUUGUGGUGCCAAGUACUGUAGAUCUGGUUCAAAAAGUGACUUUCAGCGACUAAAAACUGAGCCUGGAGAGGAAACACCGUUUACCAGUCCUGCUAGGCAUGCUGGGAAAGCUACAUCAAAUGCAUCUGAGCUGCUUGAAAAAUCAUUGUUAUUGUUACUGCUGUAUUGAGACAGGAAUACGCAUCAUAACAUAUGCACCAACUUAUAUUUAUGUCUAUCAUUUUAAUGUGUUUCACUUUUACAUAUUUAAAACUGUUGAUCAUGUACAGUUUCAUGUCAUUCAUAUCCUCAUCCUAUUCAAGCUGUUAUUAAUGUUACGUGAAAGAGUCUUAAGUUUGCAGUUUACUGAAUACACACUAUUUAACCUUUAUUUCAAGUUGUGGACUCCACCACUCACCUUUGAGCUGUCACCCAUAGGGGCAAAGUUACAGAGGUAAAAUAAAUCAAUAACCGGAGGUAAUAUGUACAUAGAAAUAGAAAUAGCUGUCUAUUUCUGUACACAACCCUAUCAGGUUUUAUACAUCCCUACGUGUGUGUAAUGUGAUGAAAUGUAAUGCAUAAUAUCCAGGGAAAGGAUGGAUCUGAUGAUUAUCUCAGUGUUACCUCAAUCUGACAGAAAGGCUGGUGGAGUUUUGUCUUUGCAGAUGUUUACUUGUCUUUUUAUAAUAUAUCUGACGUUGUUGUUUGUCUUACAUGCCGGUGAAUAUGUUGUGUGCCGAACAGAGAAGUGGUGGUGGAGAAUUCAAAACAACAAGCUAACUAUUAAGCCUAUCUUGAGCACCAUUUUUUUCCCAUAUCCAAACCAAUAUCUCUUUGUGUCUAUACUUUCAGGUUUAAUCUGAGUCCUGACCUGGAUGAAUGUAAAUGUAUGAAAACAUUUGGAUUCAGCAAGAUAAUAGCUUGGAUUUAUAAACAAAAUGAGCUGGUUAACUGGUUCUACAGUGACUUUGUACUAUGAAGACUAACGUUUCUCUGCCUAUAUAGAGUAUAAAUCACAAUUGAUCUGCAAAUCCAGCUUUAUAUCCUCCAUUAACAAUGCAUUUUAAUGUUAUUAAUUGUUUUUUUAUUUUUUAUGUAAAUAUCAAUUUUCAUGUUACUGAGAGUGCUUGUCUGUGUAUUUAUGUUCUUUUUGUGCUGUACAUAAUUACAUAUUACAUUGUGAUAUUUUGUACACUGCGCAUUUGGGGAUGUUCCCAGCCUGUAAGCUUGGACGUUUAUAUGUCCACAUUGCUUCUGUGUUUUUUUUUUAAAAGUAUCAUAACUCUCUUCAAAUUCAAUUAAACGGAAUGCCUGUACAAAUG